Messenger RNA from Emiliania huxleyi CCMP1516, 468 nucleotides. RefSeq lists its product as hypothetical. NCBI's taxonomy places the organism in Eukaryota, Haptophyta, Isochrysidales, Noelaerhabdaceae. The record is from RefSeq and is a predicted model, not a curated record. The transcript has a single exon. The coding region runs from base 1 to 468 and encodes 155 amino acids.
AUGGCGGUGUUCCUCUCCGACGAGGAGCUGGAGUCUUUCUCAAAUACGAGGGGCUACUCGGUGCUUGUGGUGGGCGACGACGACCUCGCUCGCAAGCUCGUCCACGUUUUCGGCGUCGGGCGCGGCAGCCUCGUCGUCGCCAGCGACGGACCAGAGGGCCUCCGCUUCUUGACCUCGCCUUCACAUGACCGAUUCAGCCUCGUGGUGUCGGAAGCCGAGAUAGUGGCGCGCGGGUGGGGAUACGGCUCGCUCUGCCUGCACGUUCACGAGCGCAACACCGCUGGGAUGCGCCUCUACGAGAAGCUAGGGUUCGCGACGGUCGAGGACGGCAGCGCGAGCUGGCGGGACUGGUCGCUCUGGCAUGGCGACGAACCAUCGGGCGUGGGCUUCGCGUGGCCGUCGGUCGGGCGACGUGUAUACAUGGAGCGGCUCCACGCUGGCGAGGAAACGCUCGCGGCGAGGCAGUGA